AAAAUAAAGAUUUUAUCCGUAUGGGCGCCAAUCGGUGUGUGUGGUUUUAGAGAUUUCUCUUCCAAAAUUUCUGAAUUUGUUCGUCUGAAACCAAAUCGAAAUGCGUUGUGUGAAUUGCGUCGGUUGUUCUUCUUCUUGGUCACGGCCAAGCACAGCUUAUAACCGUGUCUCCUUCGGUGGUCACCUUUCAUCUGGAUUCUAUCGAUGUCCUUUAUCUUUCCGUUCCUCUUGCGAUGCGAACAAAUACAACUUGGUCGUGUCUUGCUCCUCCACAUCUGGACCGUCCGAUUCGAAUCCCGAACCAUCUUCAAAUCGAAGAUCUUACAGCCGUAGAUGGCACAACCCUCUUCCCCGUCGUCGACAUCCCGAUCAAAUGCCGUCUUCUCGGAUUGUUCGUGAUUGGAUCGAUUCAGAUAGUACAACUCCACUUUCCCAAGAUUCAGAGAGAUUCACUGUAGUGUCAUACAACAUACUGGGAGAUAGAAACGCAUCACAUCACAAAGAUUUGUACACCAAUGUGUCUUUCCCUUACCUUAAAUGGGGCUACCGCAAAAGGCUAAUAUGCGAGGAACUCAUUCGUCUCAAUCCAGACAUUAUCUGUCUGCAGGAAGUAGACAAGUAUUUUGAUCUUUUCAGCAUGAUGGAGAAAGCUGGAUAUGCUGGCUCCUACAAGCGGCGAACUGGAGAUAACAUUGAUGGGUGCGCAAUGUUUUGGAAGGCCGACAGGUUUCGAGUUUUGGAGAGGGAAAACAUUGAGUUUAGCCAGUUUGGUAUGUGCGAUAAUGUUGCACAGCUUGCAGUUCUUGAGCUGCGGAAGUUGAAGUCAAGAAAGAUACUGCUGGGAAACAUUCACGUGCUUUAUAACCCAAAUAAAGGAGAUGUGAAGCUGGGUCAGAUCCGUUCACUCUGCUCAAAGGCACACUUGCUCUCUAAGAAAUGGGGUGACAUUCCCAUUGUUCUAGGUGGGGAUUUCAAUAGCACUCCUCAGAGUCCAUUGUACAGCUUUUUGGCAUCCUCUGAGCUAAAUAUCAUGGAACAUGACAAAAAAGAGCUGUCUGGCCAGAAAAGUUGUCGUCCAACCCAAGUUCUUGAGACCGGAAGCAAAUCUAGUAAUACAGUAACUUUCAAAAGCAGCUCUUGGACCAACGAAGAGAUCCGUGUUGCGACCGGGCAAGAGAACUCUUACUGGGCUGUACAUCCACUUAAACUCAAUAGCGCAUACGCCUCAGUUAAGGGCUCAGCAAAUAAUACCAGGGACUCUGUUGGUGAACCUCUAGCAACCUCGUAUCACUCGAAAUUUCUUGGAACGGUUGAUUAUCUCUGGUACUCUGAUGGUCUUGUACCUGCAAGAGUUCUUGAUACUCUUCCCAUUGACGUUCUCUGCAAAACCAAAUGCCUUCCUUGUAAAGAACUAGGAAGCGAUCACUUGGCACUUGUUUCUGAGUUUUUCUUUGAUCCGAACGGUUGAAAGCACCUAAAAAGCCAGCUUAGUUUUUUGCUUAUGGUUUACAAAUAUUUGUCUGUGUUUACAAAUUACCCGAGUUAUGGUACGAUACCAAACCGACUUCUCCGUAAAUAAUUGAAAUUUGGAUAAUUAGAAAUUCAGAAUCAAAUAGUCAGCUUUUAAAA
Messenger RNA from Camelina sativa (false flax), 1629 nucleotides. RefSeq names its product carbon catabolite repressor protein 4 homolog 3. Lineage: Eukaryota; Viridiplantae; Streptophyta; Magnoliopsida; Brassicales; Brassicaceae. Gene Ontology annotation, molecular function: 3'-5'-RNA exonuclease activity. The record is from RefSeq and is a predicted model, not a curated record.